Molecule: messenger RNA, 342 nt
Organism: Xiphias gladius (swordfish)
Lineage: Eukaryota; Metazoa; Chordata; Actinopteri; Istiophoriformes; Xiphiidae
Product: ATP synthase F(0) complex subunit C2, mitochondrial-like
Exons: 2
Coding region: 1-342 (113 amino acids)
Biological process (GO): proton transmembrane transport; proton motive force-driven ATP synthesis
Molecular function (GO): proton transmembrane transporter activity
Source: RefSeq, a predicted model, not a curated record
AUGAGACGGAGCAACACAGCAUUUGUCCUCACCUUUGUGCAUGAGGUGACAUCGGAGUGUGUCAGCCAGUCUGUGGUCCCAACCUGCUCCUUCCAGACCAACACUGUCUCCCGAGACAUUGACACUGCCUCCAAGUUCAUUGGUACUGGUGCUGCCACAGUGGGCGUGGCUGGCUCAGGAGCUGGAAUCGGGACAGUGUUCGGAAGCUUAAUCAUUGGCUAUGCCAGGAACCCCUCCCUAAAGCAGCAGCUCUUCUCCUACGCCAUCCUGGGCUUUGCUUUGUCUGAGGCUAUGGGUCUCUUCUGUCUGAUGGUGGCAUUCCUCAUCCUAUUCGCCAUGUAA